Messenger RNA from Sclerotinia sclerotiorum 1980 UF-70, 6732 nucleotides. RefSeq lists its product as hypothetical. Bases 1 to 6732 code for a protein of 2243 amino acids. Gene Ontology annotation, biological process: 'de novo' pyrimidine nucleobase biosynthetic process; L-citrulline biosynthetic process; L-glutamine metabolic process. The record is from RefSeq and is a predicted model, not a curated record. Gene Ontology annotation, cellular component: cytosol; cytoplasm. Gene Ontology annotation, molecular function: dihydroorotase activity; carbamoyl-phosphate synthase (glutamine-hydrolyzing) activity; aspartate carbamoyltransferase activity. The transcript has 5 exons. NCBI's taxonomy places the organism in Eukaryota, Fungi, Ascomycota, Leotiomycetes, Helotiales, Sclerotiniaceae.
AUGGCAGAAUUAGUUUUCCCCCCAGUUGCCGCACCAAUCCUUAAUGGUACAGAUGAAGGACUCAUAAGUCUGGAAUUGAAGGAUGGCACAGUUUAUCAAGGAUACAGUUUUGGUGCGAGGAAGAGUGUUGCAGGAGAAUUGGUCUUCCAGACAGGUAUGGUGGGGUACCCAGAGUCAAUAACUGACCCGUCAUACCGUGGACAAAUCUUGGUCAUUACGUUUCCUUUAGUGGGUAAUUAUGGUGUACCAUCCAGAGAAACAAUGGACGAACUUCUCAAGGAUCUGCCAGCACAUUUCGAGGCAUCCCAGAUUCACAUUGCAGGUUUGAUUACUGCUUCAUACGCCGGCGAAGAGUUUUCCCACUUCCUCGCAACCUCCUCUUUGGGAACAUGGUUGAAGGAGCAAGGUGUUCCGGCAAUCUAUGGUGUUGACACCAGAGCAUUGACCAAGAGAAUACGAGAAGAAGGUAGCAUGCUUGGACGAAUGCUGUUACAAAAGGAUACACUUACCAAUGGAAAUGGCAACAUCUCUACUUUAUCUUCAAAGGAUUGGAGAUCAUCGUUUGAAGCGAUUGACUGGAUGGACCCAAAUACCAAGAACCUUGUAGCAGAUGUAUCAAUUCGCGAGCCAAAACUAUACAAGCCUGAUCCUUCGAAUGCUUUAAAACAUCCUUCUGGUAGACCUAUACGUGUGUUGUGCUUGGACGUUGGAUUGAAAUAUAACCAAUUGCGCUGUCUUGUAAAACGUGGCGUGGAGGUUCUCGUUUGCCCAUGGGACUAUGAUUUCCCUACCCUCGCUGGAAAGGAUUAUGAUGGUUUAUUUAUUUCCAAUGGUCCUGGUGAUCCAGCCAUGAUGGAAAAGACUGUCAAGCACAUUCAAUCCGCUUUGAAGGAGAACCGAACACCAAUUUUUGGUAUCUGUCUUGGACAUCAACUUCUUGCCAGAGCUGCUGGAGCUCAAACUGAGAAGAUGAAGUUCGGAAACCGCGGGCAUAACAUCCCUUGUACGAAUUUGUUGACUGGGAAAUGUCACAUUACUUCCCAGAAUCAUGGUUAUGCUGUUCAAACUAGUUCCUUGCCCUCGGAUUGGGAGGAACUUUUUGUCAACGCCAAUGAUGGAAGUAAUGAGGGUAUCAGACAUGUCAACAGACCAUAUUUCAGUGUUCAAUUCCAUCCAGAAAGUACUCCUGGUCCUAGGGAUACUGAAUUUCUCUUCGAUGUCUUCAUCAACACAAUUGUCAAGACUCUUGACGACGAGAAGCUUCUUUCCGCGCCAGUCGUUUUCCCAGGUGGUGAAAUAGCUGAAAACCAAAAGCUCACUCCAAAAGUUAACGUUAAGAAAGUCCUUGUUUUGGGAAGUGGUGGUCUUAGUAUUGGUCAAGCAGGAGAAUUCGACUACUCUGGAAGUCAAGCUAUCAAGGCUCUUAAGGAAGAAGGGAUUUACACCAUUUUGAUCAAUCCUAACAUCGCUACAAUUCAAACUUCCAAAGGAUUGGCUGACAAGGUUUAUUUCCUUCCUGUCACUGCUGAGUUUGUUCGCAAGGUCAUCACUUAUGAGAAACCUGAUGCGAUUUACGUCACAUUUGGUGGCCAGACCGCUUUACAAGUUGGUAUUCAACUCAAGGAUGAAUUUGAAGGUCUCGGAGGCACGCCCAUUAGCACUAUCAUCACUACGGAAGAUCGUGAGUUGUUCGCUCGAAGUAUGGAAUCGAUUGGCGAAAAAUGCGCCAAGUCUGCUUCGGCCAACAAUAUUGACGAAGCUAUGCACGUUGUGAAGGAUAUUGGUUUCCCAGUUAUCGUUCGUGCCGCAUAUGCUUUGGGAGGCCUUGGAAGUGGUUUCGCAGAUAAUGAGCAAGAGUUAAUGGAACUCUGUAACAAAGCUUUCGCCGCCAGUCCUCAGGUUUUGAUCGAGCGAAGUAUGAAAGGAUGGAAGGAAAUUGAGUAUGAAGUUGUCCGAGAUUGUCGUGACAAUUGUAUCACGGUUUGUAACAUGGAGAACUUCGAUCCUUUGGGAAUCCAUACUGGAGACUCAAUCGUCGUUGCUCCAUCACAAACAUUAUCCGAUGAGGAUUACAACAUGUUGAGAACCACAGCUGUCAACGUCAUCCGCCAUCUUGGAGUUGUUGGAGAAUGUAACAUUCAAUACGCGCUCAACCCUGACUCAAAGGAAUACUGCAUUAUCGAGGUCAAUGCUAGAUUGUCUAGAUCUUCAGCACUUGCAUCCAAGGCUACUGGGUAUCCAUUAGCCUUCAUUGCCGCAAAGCUCGGUCUCAACAUUCCUCUCAAUGAGAUCAAGAACUCAGUCACUCAACAGACUUGUGCUUGUUUCGAACCAUCUUUGGAUUAUGUUGUCGUCAAGAUGCCACGUUGGGAUUUGAAGAAAUUCACUCGUGUUUCUACACAACUUGGUUCAUCGAUGAAGAGUGUUGGUGAGGUUAUGAGUAUUGGAAGAACCUUCGAAGAAGCCAUCCAGAAAGCCAUUCGUGCUAUAGAUUUCCACAAUUUGGGCUUCAGUGCAACUAAGGCUUUGAUGUCAAUCGAUGAUGAACUUCAAACGCCUUCCGAUCAACGUCUAUUUGCCAUCGCCAACGCUAUGCAGUCCGGUUACUCCGUGAACAAGAUUUGGGAAAUGACAAAGAUCGACAAGUGGUUCUUGAACAAGCUCAAGGGCUUGAAUGACUUCAGCAAACAUAUGUCGACCUUCACUACAAGCACCAUCUCAUAUGACCAGAUUAGACAGGCUAAACAGCUUGGAUUCUGCGAUAGACAAUUAGCUAAAUUUUGGGAUUCCACAGAACUUGCUGUGAGAUUAUUGAGAACUGAUGCCGGCAUUGUUCCAGUCGUCAAGCAAAUCGAUACUGUUGCUGCUGAGUUUGAGGCUCACACCAAUUAUCUCUACAUGACCUACAAUGGAUCCGAGAGCGAUAUUUCCUUCAACGAUCACGGUGUCAUGGUCCUCGGUUCAGGAGUUUACAGAAUUGGAUCAUCCGUCGAGUUUGACUGGUGUUCCGUUCGUGCCAUCCGAACCCUUCGCGAAUCUGGGUUCAAGACUGUUAUGGUCAAUUAUAAUCCAGAGACUGUCAGUACUGAUUACGAUGAAGCCGAUAGAUUGUACUUUGAGAACAUUAACCUCGAGACUAUUCUCGAUAUCUACGAAUUAGAGUCUUCUAGUGGUGUUCUCAUUGCUAUGGGAGGUCAAACACCAAACAACAUUGCCCUUCCACUUCAUCGACAAAACGUCAAGAUUCUUGGAACAUCACCUGAGAUGAUUGAUACUGCUGAAAAUCGUUUCAAGUUCUCUCGUAUGCUUGAUGGUAUCCAUGUUGAUCAGCCAACAUGGAAAGAAUUGACUAGUUUCGAGGAUGCAAAGACAUUCUGUAACAAAGUUUCUUACCCAGUCUUAGUGCGACCGUCUUAUGUACUCUCAGGUGCAGCUAUGAACACUGUCUACUCUGAGCCAGACCUUGAAGCCUAUCUUGCUCAGGCUGUUGAGGUUUCUAGAGAUCAUCCAGUUGUCAUCACCAAGUAUAUUGAGAACGCAAAGGAGAUUGAGAUGGACGCCGUUGCGAAGGAUGGUGUCAUGGUUGGUCACUUCAUCUCUGAGCACGUCGAAAAUGCUGGUGUGCAUUCUGGUGAUGCUACCUUGAUUUUACCUCCCCAAGAUCUUGAUCCUACCACAAUCAAGAGAAUUGAAGAAGCUACUCGCUUGAUCGGUAAAGCCCUCAACAUCACUGGUCCUUACAAUAUCCAGUUCAUCGCCAAGGAUAAUGACAUCAAGGUCAUCGAAUGUAAUGUUCGAGCAUCUAGAUCAACACCGUUCGUUUCAAAAGUCAUGGGUGUUGAUCUUAUUGAGAUGGCUACCAAAGCUAUCAUGGGUGUACCAUUCAUGCCUUACCCACAAACCGAAUUACCUUCGGGUUGUGUAGGUGUGAAGGUACCUCAGUUCAGUUUCUCUCGACUCUCUGGUGCUGAUCCAGUUCUUGGUGUUGAGAUGGCUUCGACUGGAGAAGUCGCUUGUUUCGGGCGUGAUAAGUAUGAAGCUUAUAUCAAGGCAUUGAUCUCCACUGGAUUCAAGCUCCCAAACCGCAACAUUCUUCUCUCUAUUGGUUCAUUCAAGGACAAGAAAGAAAUGCUUCCAUCUGUUGUCAAGCUUCAGAAAUUGGGAUACAAGCUUUUUGCUACAGCUGGUACCGCAGAUUUCUUGCAGGAGCACGAUGUUCCAGUUCAAUACCUCGAAAUCCUCGGAAAGGGUGAGGAUGAUCAAAAGUCUGAAUACUCUCUGACCCAACAUCUCGCCAACAAUAUGAUCGAUCUCUAUAUCAAUCUUCCUUCUAGCAACAGAUAUAGAAGGCCUGCAAACUAUAUGAGUAAGGGAUACCAAACUAGACGUAUGGCUGUUGACUACCAAACUCCUUUGGUCACCAACGUCAAGAACGCCAAGAUCCUCAUUGAAGCCAUCGCAAGACAUUAUGAUAUGGAAAUCAGUGGUUUUGAUGCUCAAACCAGUCACAGAACUAUUGUCCUCCCUGGUCUCAUUAACAUUGCCGCUUUCGUUCCUGGCAUUACCACCCGUGGUAGCCGUGAUUUCCAAACUGUCACCAAAGCAUCCAUCGCAUCUGGUUUCAGUAUGAUUCGUGUUAUGCCUCUUGGUCUUGACGGAUCAGUUACUGAUGCUAGAGCACUAAAGGCAGCUCAGCUUAACAGCAAGCUUGGUUCAUCUUGCGAUUACAAUUUCUCUGUUGCCGCAACUUCUUCCAACGCCGAUCAAAUUAGUCAAGUUACUGGUGAAGUUGGUUCCCUCUUCAUUCCAUUCAACCAUUUGUCAGAUAAUAUCAGCAAGGUGCCAGCUGUUACUGCUCAUUUUGAAUCAUGGCCAUCAUUCAAGCCAAUCAUUACCGAUGCGAAGAUGACUGACCUUGCAUCAAUCCUUCUUCUUGCAAGUCUCCAUAGCCGAAAAAUUCACAUCACCAAUGUCACUACUAAGGAUGAUAUUGGAUUAAUUGCAUUGGCCAAGGAGAAGGGUCUUCAAGUCACUUGUGAUGUUGCAGUUUACGCUCUUUUCUUCAGCCAGGAUGAGUUCUCUGGAGCUUCUUUCCUUCCAACUGCUAGAGAUCAAAAGGCAUUGUGGGAACACAUGCAUAUCAUUGAUGUCUUUUCCAUCGGUAGCAUACCAUAUCAACUAGCAACUUUUGCCAAGGCAGAGGCAAACGCGGCUGUUGGUAUUGCUGAUACUUUACCUCUAUUGUUUUCAGCUGUUGCAGAUGGUAAACUCACAGUCGAUGAUAUUAAGGCUCGUCUUCAUGAUAAUCCCAAGGAAAUUUUCGAAAUUCAUGAUCAAGUCGGAGCUUCUGUAGAGAUUGAGAUUGAUCGACCAUACACUUUCAAGCCUGGAGCAGUUUGGUCCCCACUUGUUGGAAAGGUUGCAAGAGGAGCUGUUCAAAGAGUCAUCUUCCAAGAUAAGACUGCUUGUCUAGAUGGUCUUCCUACUCAAGAUGCUAUCGAUGGAAAAGAUAUGUCAUCGCAUCUUAUUGAUUUACAUACCACAGUCCCACAAUCACCAUCCGUCAAGGCUCAUCCUGGAUCUCCAGGCUUCGGACCUAGACCGGAUAGUUCUCAUGGUUUGAGAAAGUUUUCUACAUUUGGCAAUGCCCCAUCCUCGGCCAUGCGACCCCCAACUCGAUCAAGGUUCUUGGAUGGUGUUGUCAAUCAAACACAACAACUUCGUUCUCCAGUUAAUGAAGAUAUGGGAUCUCCAUUGUAUCCUCAGCCAACCAUGGCACCGUCUCUACAAACUCUCCUCGGUCAAUCACCAUUCAAGAACCAACACGUUCUUUCCGUUAAUCAAUUCUCCCGUCAAGAUCUUCAUCUACUUUUCUCUGUUGCUCAAGAAAUGAGAUUAGGUGUGCAGCGUGAAGGUGUUCUUUCUAUUCUCAAAGGACGUCUACUUUGCACCAUGUUUUAUGAACCAUCUACUCGUACAUCUGCAUCAUUUGAUGCCGCCAUGCAACGAUUGGGAGGACGAACAGUUGCAAUUGCCACUUCCCACUCUUCCACUGUUAAAGGUGAAUCUCUAGCAGAUUCCAUUCGUACUCUUGGUUGUUAUGGAGAUGCUAUUGUUCUCCGUCACCCUGAGGAGAGUAGUGCUGCAACAGCUGCCAAGUUUUCACCUGUACCAAUUAUCAACGGAGGUAAUGGAAGCAAGGAACAUCCUACUCAAGCAUUCUUAGAUUUGUUCACAAUCCGAGAAGAAUUAGGUACAGUCGGAGGUCUUACCAUUACCUUUACAGGUGAUUUACGAUAUGGUCGCACCGUUCACUCUCUCGUCAAGCUUCUCCAACAUUAUGAUGUUCACAUUCAACUUGUCUCCCCACAAGCUCUAUCACUUCCACAGGAUAUAUUGGCACUUAUCAAAUCCAAGCCUGGUCAAUUACUUUCAGUCUCUACUGAGUUGACUCCUGAGAUUAUUGCUCGAUCAGAUGUUCUUUACUGUACUCGUGUACAAAAGGAAAGAUUUGCCGAUUUGGAGGAAUAUGAAAGAUUGAAGGAUAGCUUCAUCAUUGAUAACAAGACAUUGAGAAAUGCUAAGAGUUCAAUGGUUGUUAUGCAUCCAUUACCAAGAAAUGCCGAGAUUGGAGAGGAAGUAGAUUUCGAUCAAAGAGCUGCAUACUUUAGACAGAUGAGAUAUGGCCUUUACUGUCGCAUGGCAUUGUUGGCCUUGGUAUUAGCACCAUAG